Messenger RNA from Dromiciops gliroides (monito del monte), 8606 nucleotides. RefSeq names its product synaptotagmin 7 (gene SYT7). The coding region runs from base 593 to 2662 and encodes 689 amino acids. Gene Ontology annotation, molecular function: calcium ion binding; phosphatidylserine binding; calcium-dependent phospholipid binding. The record is from RefSeq and is a predicted model, not a curated record. NCBI's taxonomy places the organism in Eukaryota, Metazoa, Chordata, Mammalia, Microbiotheria, Microbiotheriidae. The transcript is spliced from 13 exons. Gene Ontology annotation, cellular component: membrane; axon; synapse. Gene Ontology annotation, biological process: regulation of dopamine secretion; regulation of calcium ion-dependent exocytosis; vesicle fusion.
UGGCGGUGGUGGCCGCGGUGGUGGGACCCAGGGCGCGCGCACACUGCCUGCUCCCCCUCCCUUACAGCCAGCAGCCUGCCUGCCGUCCACACACACCGCGCGCGCACACACGCGCACACACACACGCUCACACCCGUGCGCGCGCGGGCGCACACACACACUCACACUCACACACACACACACAUACACACACACACACACACACACCCGCGCGCUCACUCCCCCAGCCCCACGCACGCACUGGCCCUGGGAGGCAGCGGCGGCGGCGUGCUCCGCGCUCUGCGCUCAGCUCCGGGUGGCCCCCGCCCACGGACGGUCCCGCCCGCCCCGAGGUCAGCCCAGCGCUCAGCGGGCGGCCCCCGCCCCGCCGGGCCCGGGCUCGCCCCCAGCCCAUGCCCCGCAGCAGCGGCGGUAGCGGCGGCGGCGGGGACAACGGGGACAGCAGAGGCAGCGGGCACAGCGAGGACAGCGGCGGCGGCGGCGGCGGCGCCUCAUGAGCCGGUGGAGCGCCACGGGCGAGGCAGCGAGCCGGGGCCGGGGGCUGCACUGAACCCCGGGGGGCGGGGAGGGGGAGAGCGCCCAGGACGGGACCAUGUACCGGGACUCGGAGACAGCUGGCGGCCCAGGGGCACCCUCCCGGGACGUCCUGCUCGUGUCGGCCAUCAUCACCAUCAGCCUUAGUGUCACCAUCGUCCUGUGUGGGAUCUGUCAGUGGUGUCAGCGAAAACUGGGCAAACGCUACAAGAAUUCCCUAGAGACCGUGGGCACCCCGGACUCGGGGCGUGGGCGCAGUGAGAAGAAAGCUAUCAAUGAUGUAGACAGAGAAUUUUGGAAUAACAAUGAGAGCACAGUGCAGCAGAAAUGGAGCUCCUACCCUCCCAAGGAGUUUAUUCUAAACAUUUCACCCUACGCCCCUUAUGGCGAUCCGCGACUGUCCCUCAAUGGUACCCUCCUAGCAGGCGCCAAAGUGGCCGCCGCGGCGGGGCUGGCGGUGGACCGGGAAGGCCGGCCAGGGGAGAAACAGGCGCUACCUCCGCCACUGCCCAGAGAGGACACCAUGAGGAGCAGCGUGUCUGCCCACAGCGAGCCCAGCAAUGGGAAGGCGGGGAGAGGCCGAUGGCACACAGUGCAGAGCCACCUUGCCACGGGGAAGCUCAGCCGGUCCAAUUUCGAGGACUCCACCUUGUCCACGGCCACUACCCUAGAGUAUAUCCCCAGCUCGGCGGGAGACCCGAAAUGCCAGCGACCCCGCACCCUGCUACGGCAGCAGAGUCUCCAGCAGCCGCUGAGUCAGCACCAGAGGGGCCGGCAGCCCAGCCAGCCUACUACCAGCCAGAGCUUGGGGCACCUCCAGGCCCAUACGGGCUCGGCCCCGGCUGCCGCCAACCCCCGAGCUCAGGGCCGGGGCCAGGCCCGCCAGGGCGCUGCAGCCGGUUCCAAGUACCGGGCAGCAGCUGGGGGCCGCAGCCGCUCCAACCCGGGCAGCUGGGACCACGUUGUGGGGCAGAUUCGAAACCGAGGCUUGGACAUGAAGUCCUUCCUGGAAGGCCGGAUGGUGGUGCUAUCCUUGGUCUUAGGGCUCUCGGAACAGGAUGACUUUGCCAAUAUCCCUGACCUGCAAAACCCAGGAACUCAACAGAACCAGAGCGCUCAGGGGGACAAGAGGUUGCCAGCAGGUGGGAAGGCAGUGAAUACAACUCCCGUCCCGGGCCAAACCCCCCACGAUGAGUCUGACCGCCGGACCGAGCCUCGAUCUUCUGUCUCAGACCUUGUCAACUCCCUCACCAGCGAGAUGCUCAUGCUGUCCCCAGGCUCGGAGGAUGACGAGGCUCAUGAAGGCUGCAGCCAGGAGAACCUGGGCCGGAUCCAGUUCAGCGUGGGCUACAACUUCCAAGAGUCCACCCUCACCGUGAAGAUCAUGAAAGCCCAGGAGCUGCCCGCCAAGGACUUCAGCGGCACCAGCGACCCCUUCGUCAAGAUCUACCUGCUCCCCGACAAGAAGCACAAGCUGGAGACCAAGGUCAAGAGGAAGAACCUGAACCCCCACUGGAACGAAACCUUCCUCUUCGAAGGCUUCCCCUAUGAGAAGGUAGUGCAGCGGGUGCUGUACCUCCAGGUCCUGGACUAUGACCGCUUCAGUCGUAACGACCCCAUUGGGGAGGUGUCCAUCCCUCUCAACAAAGUGGACCUGACCCAGAUGCAGACAUUCUGGAAGGAGCUGAAGCCAUGUAGCGACGGGAGCGGAAGUCGAGGGGAACUGCUCCUGUCCUUGUGCUAUAACCCCUCUGCCAACUCCAUCAUCGUGAACAUCAUCAAAGCACGGAACCUCAAAGCCAUGGACAUCGGGGGCACAUCUGACCCCUACGUGAAGGUGUGGUUGAUGUACAAGGACAAGCGAGUGGAGAAGAAGAAGACGGUGACCAUGAAGAGGAACCUGAACCCUGUCUUCAAUGAGUCCUUCAUCUUUGACAUCCCCACGGAGAAGCUUCGGGAGACAACAAUCAUCAUCACUGUCAUGGACAAGGAUAAGCUUAGCCGGAAUGACGUCAUCGGCAAGAUCUACCUGUCCUGGAAGAGCGGGCCUGGGGAGGUGAAGCACUGGAAAGACAUGAUUGCCCGCCCUCGGCAGCCCGUGGCUCAGUGGCACCAACUGAAGGCCUGAGUGGGGCCUGGGGAGGCCCGGGGGUGGGGCUGUGGGCCCAUGGUUUGGGGGUCGCGCCUUCACACUUUAUGCACAAUGCCCCGGGCGUGGCCCCCGCUGGGUGGGGGGAAGGACCCCCAUGGGCUCAGCCAGGGAGGGGGCCCAGGACUCAGUAUGGCCAUGUUUCUAGGAAGCGCCAGCCCCCCCAUUGGGGGGGCCUUUGGGAGCCAUUUUCCUGCUUGCCCCUUUUCUUCAACUCGCCGACACUAAAGAAACAGGAGGGGGGAGAGAGAGAGAGCAAGAAAGAUGGAUGGACAGAGAGAUGGACAGACGGCAGGACAGAGAGAUCCCUCCAGAGGCCCCGCCUGGCGGAGCUUGAUGUGGCCGCCAUUUUCUUUAAGGUGGCCUCUGGAGCUGUGGGCUGGCCCAGCCUCAGCCAGCCCCCGGUGGAAGGGGGCAAGGGCAUGCUGAGGCCACAGCGAUUGGCCUGGCUGGGAUGGCCCUCCUCCCCUGGGGGCCCUUGUGUGCCAAGGGGGUAUAAAUAGCCUGGCUUCGGAGCCGAGGUCCUGUGUACCUGUGCUGUGUUCAACCUAUUUGCGUGUCUGUGUGUGCGCGUGCGAGUAUGUGGGGAGCCCACGGGGGCUCCAGAUGACUCGCUGGCCUGGUCCUGAGCUUGUGCUGAGGGUGGGGGUUUGGGAAGGGUGAGGAGUGCAGAGAAAGGAGAAGGAAGAAAGAGGAGAUGGCUGGAGAGGGGAAGGGGGAGUGGAGAGAAGGCUCGAGGGGCGAAAGACAAGAUGGUGAGAAGGGAGGAGAGACUCCUUUGUGUCCCCCCCACACACACUAUCCCAUCGUAGCUUGGAAUUCCAAGCUGGAAGGGGCCUGAGGAGGUGGUUUUCCAAGCCCCUCGUUUUUCGAAUAAGGAAACAGACUCCCAGACUUGCCCAGAGUCGUAAGUAGCAGAACCCAAAUACGAACCUCGUCCUCGGAGGGCGGAGCCCAGUGGGGUUCCCACUCAGAGACGGGCCUCCCGCUGGCUUGAGAACCAGGAGAACCUGUUUCCUGUUCUCUCUGCCUCCGAGUCUGAGCCCGGGGGGGGGGGGGGGGGGGAGGGUCUGUGUCUGAAGGAACCCAGGGCCUGGGUUUUCCAAAGUGUGUUUCUGGCUCUCCCUGCCACGGAACGGGGCUUCUGCAGAGCAUGCACAGAUGGGCUCCCAUUUCCCUUCUAAAACGUGAAGUAUGACGUUCUGUAUGUGUGGAAAAUAGAGCACGUGGCAUUUUUUAGUCUAAAACUAGGCGUAGGAUCAUAGGCAUUAGAGCUCAAAGGGCCCUUCUAAGGCCAUCUUAGUCCAACCCUCUCAUGGUUGAAAUUGGGAAACUGAGGCCUGGAGGGGUCAGGUCGAUGAUGGCAGGAGCAGAGCUGAGAGAUGAACCCGAGUUCUUUCACUUGUGCAAAUCCAGUCCUGGUUCUCCUGCAUCAUACUCCCCCCUUCUGUUUUGCUUCUAUAUGUCUCAGCCCCUCGUUCUCCCCAAGAGAAGCCCAGGCCAAUAUUUAUCACUUCCUAAAACCAUAGUUCAAGGCUUCAAGUGCUCCAUGGACAACUUAGUACCUCAUCUCCGUGUGAGCUAAGCCUCAGAGGCUCUUUCAUUAAAUAGUCGACCGAACGACCCCAGGGCCACCUCCCUUGCUGGAUGACCCCAUUGCUGAGAAUUGUUAAGUAGGCUGAGCCCAGCCACUGCCCCUGGCAUGGAUGCGCAGUGCCCAAGUGGGCCUCGUUCCAGCCCUGAAGCUUUUCCCCACUAAGCGGUCCCACGUUGUCCUCCAGCUUCAAAGAUCCCAUCGUCCUCGUUCUCACUUGGAAAAGUGGUCCCCCCGACGCUGUCAGGUACCUCUCCUAGCCUUCUAGAUUCCCCCGUUCCUUCAGACCCUUUAUUCCUCAUUUCCAGACCCUCCCCAGGUGCCGCCCCAACUCCUCACCUCCCUCCCAGACUGCCAGAAUUGCAGGUAACCUCAGAGCUGAGAGGGAAGGACUUUAGGAUUCGGAAGGACCUUUGAAAUGUAGCCUAUGAGAGCUCUGCACGAGCCCUUGGAACUUUGAAUGGAGAUUCGUAAGAGCAAAAGGAACUUUAGGACAUGGAAUGUUGGCACCUUCGGUGGUAGGAAGGAAUGUUAGCACACAGAUGGGCAGUACUAGAAGGGACCCUUGAAUGUCACAUUGGAGAAUAGGAUCUACUUUAGACGGUAGAUCCCCAGAGCUAGAAUAGCCUUUGGAAGGCUUGUCAUCAGAGCCGAAGGAAAAUCUGGAACAUCAGAACUGUGGCUGGAGGGCCUUGUCUUAGAAUAGAAGUGCAGCAGGUCAGAGCCAGGGGGGAGUUUAGGGUACAGGACAUGCGGUGUCCGUUAGACAUUAGAUCAUCAAAGGUUGGAGCUAGAAGGGUCCUCAGAGCAUAAUAUGUCUGAGCUGACCUUGGAACCUGCAAGGUCCGAGCUAUAAGAGAGCCCAGAGAUUGUCUGGUGCACGCCCAUGAUGUCCCAGCCUCUCUUCCCUCUCCCUGCCUGAGCCCAGCCACUCCAUUCAACUCUGCUAACCCAGAGGAGGACCCCAUUCAGCUAGGACCACUCCCUCCUCGUUCUGGAUUCUGGAACUUGGGGUGACCACCAAUUUACCCCCAGAGUGUUUCUGAGCCCCCAACAGACCAGCAUGAGUGAGGUUCAGGGAGGGCCUUGCCCCUUUUCCUCUGCCCACUCCUUGCCAAGAGAGAUGGGAUGGGAGCAUGGGAAGAGUCCCUGAGAUGGCCCCUGCCUAGACCCAUAGAGUCGUGGCUAGUUGCUCUGCCCUCCCCCCACCCUGCUCCCUGCUGUUGACUGCGUGCCGACUUCUGGGUGAUCCCAGCUGAUAGUCAGCUCAUCCCCACCCUAGCAGCCUGGUUGGAUGGCCCACAAAGCCGGUGCCCCAGGAGCAGGUGUGGGCCUGCAGUUCACAACACUGGCCACCAGAUGGCAAAUAGACAUCAUGGGCUGACUCCCUGCCCAGGCUCUGGAAGAAAAGUUGACCUGGGACGGAGAAGACAAAGCAGACGCCCUCCCAUGUGUGGGGUGGGGUGGGGUGGGAGUAAGGGGAACGGGCACCCCAGGAGAGGCCAAAGGUUAUCCCCAGAGACCCAUCCCCUAGGUCUGAAGGGGGCAGGCAUCUUUGGAUUCGGGGGUGUCUUCUAGGAGGCUUGGGGUUUGCCCUCUGCUUAGAAUAGAGAGUCCUAGAGUCGGGAUAAGCAGGAGAACGCAUCCAGUCCAGCCACCUAGCUUGCAGGUGCAGAGAGACAACAGAACAGAGAAUGGCAGGACUGGAAAGACCCUAGAACUCGGAGCAUUGAAUGGUGCACCCAGCAGGACCUUCUGAGCAGAGAGGGGUCUUAGAACAUAGAGUAUCUCAAUGAGGCAGAAGUCGUUUGCUGAGGUUACACCUGAAUUAGAGACAGAGCAGGAUCUGAAUCCAUUUUUUCAGGCUCCAUACCGAAUAAAUACUUACCACUACCCCAGCCUGUCUCAGUGGGCUUCAGUGCUGAACCACUUUCCAUCACAGAUAAUAACUCCCAGGAGCUCUGAGGCCCAGCCUUGUUGGGUCUUAAAGACUCUGCCCUCUCUCCUUCUCACUCUGUGUCACCUUAGACAAAUCACUUAAUUUCUCUGGAUCAGAAAAAUACAGGGAUUGGGCAAGGUGGCCUAAGGGUCCCUCCCAGUGCUCAAUAUAGGAUUCUCUCAUCCUAUGAAUGAAUGAAUGAAUGAAUGAAUGAAUGAAUGAAUGAAUGAAUGAAUGAAAAAUCUGGGCUCCUCCAAUCUGAAUUCUCUCCCCAGCUCUGUUGGUUCAUAACUAGCUGUGUGACAUUGGGCAGAUUACUUCAUCUGUUUCCUUAUUGGUGAAAUGGGGGUGGGGAGUGGUCUAGAAGGGGAUCCCUCAGGCCCUUUCAGAUCUAAAUUCUGUGAUCCAAUAAACAGCACAAAGGCUCGGGCUUGUGUGGAGGGGAGCAAUGGAACAGAAUGGGUGGUGCCCCUCAAGGGAAGCAAGAGUGGAAGGCAGAGCCGGCCACAGCCAGGCACAGCAGGGAAGGGGAGAUUGUGGGUGAGGAAGUUCAGAGAAGAGCAAGAGGAUGACGUGGUGUGAUCGAUUAGGAGAGAUUCUUCCCCUCUCGGAGCCUCAGUUUCCUCCUCUGUAAAAUGAGGGGUUUGGGGCAGUUGGCCUCUAAGGUCUCUGCUGGCUCUAAAUCCUGAUGGGUGGGAGUCUGGGAGUCUGUAGUCUGGGGAGGGAGGAGGAGGUGAGGAGCAGUUUUAGGGAGGGAGGGAGAAGGGUUGAUGGGCUCUGGCUCUCUGCCUCUGGGUGUUUCUUGUGUCUCCCCCUUUCUUCCCUCCUCCCCCUCCUCGUGGUGGGGCGGGGAGGGACCAGCCAGUCAGCCAGCCCCCAAUCUCGCCAUUCUUAGCUAGCGAUUCCCAGCUGGGGUCAAACCAAAUCGUAUUAGAGUGGACAUGGCCAGCAUCUCUUUGUUUCGGUGCCUGGCCCAUGCAGCUCUUAGCCAAUCAGAUGCAAAGAUGCUCUCUGGGUGGUGUCUUUUUCUUUUUUUCCAAAUGGAUCAGGUGCACAUUCGGGAUGGGAACCCCCUGCUUCCUCUACCUCCUAUUCCCAUGUCCUUCCCAAACCUGGCCCCUUACCUUGCAUCUUGGGCUGGACUGUUGAGCCUUCCUGUCCUUGCUGAAGCACUUCAUGCCCCUUACAGCCAAGUGAGGGAGGAAGGAAAGAAGGAAGAGUGAAGGGGAAAGUUCCCUGCUCCAAGGCCCGCCUCUGGUCUCCAUAGGAUUGAGGCGUAGCUGCUUAAUGAGACCAUGCAUGGGGCACCCAGCCCAUCCUCAGACCAGUGGGUGCCCAACCGGCUGAAAGCCCAGUGGGUCAUGGUGGAAGGGGCUGGUCAGAGGUAGGUGUGACAGGACACAGCAGAAGCAGCCCCAUCACCGCCCCAGGGACCUUGGGAAAGUCAGCCAUAUACCCUGUGGCUUAUUUUCUCCACUUGUAAAAGGGUGGUAAUAAUGAAUGCUUCACCUACCUCACAGGGGAGGUUGUUAGGUUGUGGUCGCCUGACCUGUGUUUAGGGGUGCCCUGGAUGCCCUUGGAUUUUGAAGGGGCUACCCAAGGGCAAAGUGUUAUUAUGUCUCCCCUGAGAGUGAAGCCCACUUUCCCCUUCCUAAGGGGGCCUCCUCAAAUUGCUGAGGUCAAGGAUAAAAGCCUAUCCCUCCCUGCCCCAGUGCCCUGAGUCCCUCCCGUCCCCAUUAGGAUGGGAGAGUCAUCUGUGGUCUCUUUAGGGAUGCUAGAGCUCUUAGCUAUCACCUUUUUCAGGUAUGUCUUCUUUCUUGUGACCAUCCUCCUGUAAACUGCUGUACAAAGUUUCUCCCCGCCCACCUCCCCCCAACCCCAGCCCUUCACCCAGCAACACACCUGAGGGAGGGGACAGGAGAGACAACAGCCUAAAGGCUCAGGUGGCCUCCAACCCCCAGCCCAAGUGGGGCACAGGGGUGGGGACUCUGCUGUUUCUAUUCUGUUCAGCCCUCUUCCAGCAAGUGUUUUAUUAAAAAAAAAAAAAAGAAAAGAAAAAAAGAAAAAAAAUCACCACCACAAAACAAAACAACAACAAAAAAAACCAAACCACAAACCUCAACAUUCUCAACGAAGAGAAAGGAAGAAAAACUAAUGGGAAAAAAAACCAUAAACAUGUUUCCACCACACACACCCUCUAAGCCAGCGAGAUUUCCUCUUUGCAGAUUCAUAUUUUUGUGGGAAUGGCCCCUGCUUUUUGUGGAGUGGGGCCCUUCUGAUUAAUAAAUGAUAGUGAAAAAGUAGGGGCUUGACUCCUUCCUCCGCCGUUCCUUAGCACUCCCCCCAGGAGAAGGAGGUGAAGGAGAUGGGGGGACAGGCUGGGGCUUCCC